Molecule: messenger RNA, 2935 nt
Organism: Amphiprion ocellaris (clown anemonefish)
Lineage: Eukaryota; Metazoa; Chordata; Actinopteri; Pomacentridae
Product: angiopoietin-related protein 2-like
Exons: 5
Coding region: 389-1942 (517 amino acids)
Source: RefSeq, a predicted model, not a curated record
CUUGUAGUGAAAGUCAGACAGAGUGAGGCUAAGUCUUUAUGAGGAACAGACUCAUUCUAUCCAAGGAACAAGCAUGCCUUCCCAGUUUAGAAAUCAUCACUUGACAAAAGUGGAAAAGCGCUCUGCUGCACAUGAAUGAAGUUCCAACAGGAAAGCUUUGACUGUUGCUGCUGCUUAUCGGACACUGCACAGACAUCAUCUCAGAUACAACAUUUUCCGGAUGGUCUUUACAGAAGACUGAGUUCACUGAUAAAAUAAUAAACAAAAAGAGGAAAUGUGGAGUGACUGACUGGUGAGGAUUCUUGUCAAACCAGCAACAAAGCAAAGGGAUCUAAGCAAACAGACAAGCAAAGAAAUUGUGUUGGUUUGGACGCACGAAGACUGUACUAUGAUUCUCACUGUGGCGGUUUUGCGUGGUCUCCUGUUGCUCUGUGGACCAGAGUCAACUCUCCAGGGAGACACUCAGGAAUUUGGGAACAGUGAUGACAUACUUGAGACAGAGUUUGUCUACGCACCAAAACAGCAAAAACGUGCCGUUGUUGACUACAGCGCCUCUCAAACAGGCAAAUGUUCUUACACCUUUAUUGUCCCUCAGCAGAAAAACAAGGGAGCCAUCUGUGUGAACUCCAAGGAACCUGAGGCCCUGCUGGAAAACCGGGUCAACAUUCAGGAGCUGGAGCUCCUUAACAAUGAACUGCAGAGACAGCAACUGCAGAUUAAGGCGCUUCAGCAGCUGGUAGAAGUCGAUGGAGGCGUGAUAAACGAAGUUAAACUACUGCGCAAAGAGAGUCAUAACAUGAAUUCCCGAGUUACACAGCUCUACAUGCAGCUGCUGCAUGAGAUUAUCCGUAAACGAGACAAUGCUCUGGAGGUGUCACGGCUGGAGACCCACGUACUCAACCACACAAACGAGAUGGGGAGGCUGGCUUCACGAUAUCGUGACCUAGAACAUAAGUAUCAGCAUCUGUCAGCCCUUGCAAGCAACCAGACUGCUCUCCUGGUGCAGCUAGAGGAGCACUGUAAGCAGGGGGGAUAUUUGUAUCGUGUGACGCAGAAGCACAGGCGUCCUAUCCAGCCACACUCUCCUGCAAUCCCCCCACCUCCUAUACCUGCAUUGUCUCCUGGAGGCUACAGACCCUACCAUCCACCCAGCUUCACCCGUCACACCAACAAUCCCAUGACUAAUGACAUACAGAGUGACCAGAAUGCCAAAGCAUUACCACCUCCACUGUCCACAGUGCCAUCUGCAACAUACAGUUUGACAAAUGAGCCUUCUGGGCCUUUCAAAGACUGUCUAGAGGCUCUGGACAGUGGAUACACCACCAGCGGCAUGUAUCUCCUAAAACCAGACAGUGGCAACCGACUCAUGCAGGUCUGGUGUGACCAGACACAGGACUUUGGUGGCUGGACUGUCAUUCAGAGACGCCAGGAUGGCUCUGUCAACUUUUUUAGGAACUGGGAGACAUACAAGCAAGGGUUUGGAAACAUUGAUGGUGAAUACUGGCUUGGCCUGGAGAACAUCUAUUGGCUGACCAACCAGGGUACCUACAAACUGGUAGUGACCCUUGAAGACUGGACCGGACGCAAGACCUUUGCAGAGUACACAAGCUUCCGUUUAGAGUCUGAGGCUGAUUCCUACAGGCUACGGAUAGGCCGAUACCAUGGCAAUGCUGGAGACUCUCUGACCUGGCACAAUGGCAAGCAGUUUACAACACUGGAUAGAGACCAUGAUGUCUAUACAGGAAACUGUGCCCAUUACCAGAAGGGAGGAUGGUGGUAUAACGCUUGUGCUCAUUCCAAUUUGAAUGGCGUGUGGUACCGUGGUGGACAUUACCGCAGCCGCUAUCAGGACGGGGUCUACUGGGCUGAGUUCAGAGGAGGAGCUUAUUCCCUAAAGAAAGUGAGCAUGAUGAUACGACCCAGUGCUAACACGUUCCAUUAACAGCUCAGUCUGUUAAAAGUGAAGAGUUUACAGGACGUUUCCUGUCAGUGGGAUCCAUUUCUGUACCACAAAAACAGGCAUCCUUGAUUUGAACUUUCAUUUUUUGCUGGUUGCUUUGCACUCAUAAUGUAGACUCAAGCUGUAAAUGCUAUGUAGUGACACAGUUGAAGCCAUGCACAAGAUUUUAAUUUUUCUACAGGUACAGGUUUUACUUUUCUUGUUGAGCUCACAAAAUCACAUUGUAUACAUAACAACAAAAGCACACACACAGAAUUAAAUUAAUGGAAUUUCUUGUCUGUAUAACCUGCCUUUUGGCAGGUUUUUAUUUUGGUUUUGUUGCUUUUAUUGAUGUGCUCAUCAACAAAAUCAGUAUAUUCUGUAUAACAUGAAACUUACGACUUCCUUGUCUGUUAUGAACUGACUGUAUCUGUAACUGUGUCUGAAUCUACGUAUGAGUGUGUUCACUUGAAAUGAUCAGUGUUGGCACGAGAUGACCACUUACAAACAUGGAUGGGCCUCAAGCUGCAUAUUUCCCACAUAACGACAAAAAAUAGAAAUAAACCUGAACCAAUACAGGCAAACCAAUACCUCUUUACAUUACCACAGCACUUAACUAUUCUUUCAGGAUAACAGCUCCAAGGUACUGAGACUCACUGUCACAUCGGUUUAUUAUGGACAUUGUGAGUUCGAUUAAAUCCUUCUAAUGUAGGCAGAAUUUACAAAACACAAAAAGCACAGAUAGAUAGCUGUUUUUUGUUUUGGUUUUUUUAAGGUAAAAAGAGCUACAGUAUAUUUGAACAAAAACUAUACUGAGUACGACCUAUUAUUCCCUCUGCCUACCAAAUGUUUGCUGGUCUGAAAAAUCCAACACUGUAUGAGUGUGCAGAUACAGCAUGUAACAGGGGCACUCUGUGUAUGUACAUAUUCUGCUUCAUUAUGAACAUUUUUAUAGUCUGGAUGUUAUUGAUUUUACAAUAAACUAUGUACAGCUUC